Messenger RNA from Fragaria vesca subsp. vesca, 813 nucleotides. Its product is annotated as probable leucine-rich repeat receptor-like protein kinase IMK3-like. The record is from RefSeq and is a predicted model, not a curated record. Gene Ontology annotation, molecular function: protein binding. The transcript has 3 exons. Bases 1 to 813 code for a protein of 270 amino acids. Lineage: Eukaryota; Viridiplantae; Streptophyta; Magnoliopsida; Rosales; Rosaceae.
AUGCCUUUUCAGGGUCGGCGCCGGCGCUGUAACAUUCCGUUAAGGUUCCUUGGUGACAGUGUUCAACAAAGGGAGAAGUCUCACGUACAACCCUUUGAUGGUCCUUACUUGAAACUCGUAGAUUUCUCGAGCAAUAAAUUUGAAGGAAAGAUUCCAGGCACCGUUGGGAAUUUGUUAGGGCUUUCGUUUCUUAACCUCUCCGACAACAUUCUCACGGGUAACAUACCAUCAUCUUUAGGGUACCUCACACAACUUGAAUCUUUGGAUCUCUCUCGAAACCAGCUUUCAGGAGAGAUACCAAACACUCUAGCACAACGACGUUACCUUGCGAUGUUUAAUGUAUCCCACAACCAUCUUACGGGGCCUAUACCAUAUGUAAACCAGUUGGCUACGUUUUACAAUAGUUCUUACCAAGGAAACUCGGGUUUAUGUGGAGACCAUUUGUCAGAGAAAUGUCAUGAAGUUUCUGAGAAUGAAGAAAAUCAUCGAGACCCUGGUUUUCCCAUUGAAUAUAUGGAGAGAUUUAAGCAACUGCAGAGAGCUAAGGAGAUGAGGGAGGAGAGAGAGCUCUUGAGGCAGCUCAUAGCCGAAUCUGCGGAGAGGGCUAAUCAAACUCAUCAAGCCGCCGCACAUUUUGAGCCGAAGGAGUUGGUGUUUCAAUCUGAAAUGACAGGCUCUCAGUGUAAGCAACAACCCCAAGUCUCAAUGUAUCUCCAACCCAGUUACUUGCAGAGCAAGCAAAAUUAUCAAGCAGCCAUGCGCAGACCGAGCAAACUUGAUGAUUCGGAUGUGGAUACUUCUCUUCACCUUUGA